Messenger RNA from Boleophthalmus pectinirostris (great blue-spotted mudskipper), 2018 nucleotides. RefSeq lists its product as uncharacterized. The record is from RefSeq and is a predicted model, not a curated record. Bases 53 to 1183 code for a protein of 376 amino acids. The transcript is spliced from 6 exons. NCBI's taxonomy places the organism in Eukaryota, Metazoa, Chordata, Actinopteri, Gobiiformes, Gobiidae.
GUGCUUCAUUCCUCAGUUUUCUCUGUGGACGACUUGGAUGUAGUUCGAAGACAUGAAUUUGUACAGGAGUUUUGGGAAUCUUAUGGAAGUCUGGGUGACAGAGGGAGCACCGGAGCCGGACUGGUUGGAGCGUAAUGAGGAAGACCCCCCUUCGCCUUCAUCAGAUGUGGAUACUAAUGUUCGCUCUGAAUCUGUGGACUCAGGAGUGGAGACUGCCAGCUCGGACAUCUCAUUCCCAACCACAUCUGUGUCUGUGGAUUUGGAUACUUUCACCCCUUUGGCAUCCCAGUCUCCUGUCCUAUCAUUCCCGGCGCCUUUAUCGUCCACCUCUUCCUCACCGUACCUAAUGCCCAACAGAUCUAAAGUGGAACAGGCUCUGUUGAGAGUUGAGUCGUUUAGAGAAAAAAGACAAGAGGCUCCAGUGGAUGAUGUGGUCAGGAGGAGGCCCCUGUCAUCUUUGCUGCCCAAGAGACACACAUCUGAUCUGGCAAGGGGUCAGAGGCCAGGUAGCAUUGUGCUCAGAAAAGCGUCUAGUUCGUCCCCAUUGGUCAGACAGAUGUCGGAAGCACAGAGGAGACCGCAGUCAGCUAUUUAUGACAGGGAAACAUUUGACUACAUACCAAAGGUCCUAACAGAGAAGUCUGAGCUGAGUCCAGGCCUGCAGUAUCUGGAGCAGGUUUGUCAAAUGCUGGAGGAAUACGCCCGAGAGCAACUGCAUCACAACACACAGCACACCGAAGCUAUAGAGGAGGAACAAGUUGCAGGGACGUGUGACUUUGAGACUGUCGAAAAGGAAGAGCCCUUGUGUCGCAAUUUGGAGAAAACACAAGUGGAACCCUCGUCCAGUGAGCCUCAACAGAAAAGAGAGAGACCCUUUGGCCACUUCAGGCAAAGAUCAGCCUCGGACACAAACUUAGCAUCCCUGCAUUUACGACGAUUAAAGGUUGACUAUGAAGAGUACAAGUUAAGCGCUCAUGACCUACAGGAGACAGCUGCUGAGGAGGAACAGGAGAAUCAGGACUGUCUGAAAGAUGAUCUGAACAAGUCUAAAAACUACUGGAGAUUCAAGUUUGGUUCCAUGAGAAAGGUGGAUGAGAAAAAGAGCCCACAGAUGCUGCCGAGCGCCACUCGGAGGAGGCUGAGUCACUUGUUCAGGAGAAGAAGGAAAACGGGACCUAUUUAAAUGGACUGUUUGUCUUGUGUCUUGCUAGUAAUGACACACACAUACACGCACACACACACACACACACACACAUAUAUAUAUAUAUAUAUAUUUUUUUUUAUUUAUUUAUUAUGCGCUGUACAGAUUCUUAUUUAUCCUCCACAUUUCCUAUGGAAGUGUAUGUAUUACUGAAAUAUUGUCAAAUAUACAUUUGACUGUCUCUAAAUCUACAUAAUUCUUUUAUAUGGCUCUGGCAGCAUUGGGAGAUAUUGAAAAUUUAGGAUUUAAAUUUACAGGAUUUAGAAAAGCAGUCUUUGGAAGAUUGGCUAUUGUUCCUUUUAUUUAUAAACCAAUUAUCCAUAGUGUUUUUUAUAAUUACUGGUAAAUUCGUGUCAAAAUGGUGUGAUUAAUAUUGAUACUUUUGGUUAUUGAACAGUGGACAACAUAGUCAAAACUGUCUCGUGAAUAUUUUGCUAAACAAAAAAUAAUAAAACAAUGUCACUUUCUCUACAUAAUUAAUGUUUCUUCUUUGAUCAUUAAUGAAAAAAUGUAUGUGUGUGUGUGUAUAUAUAUAUAUAUAUAUAUAUAUAUAUAAAUAUAUAUAUAUAAUUGAAAUGAACAGUUGUAUCUUUGCAACAGACACAACUGUGUUCCACUCAGAUCUGUAAUUUUUCUACUAAUCUAUCCUUUAAUAAAAUAUAAUCAAGUAAAUAGCAAGCAACUAUCACAGUUAAAGCAUGACAAAAUCCAUCCAAUGCGGAGCAAAAAAAGACGGUGCCAUGGCAACAGGGUCAAUAUUUUGGUUUUAGCUCAUCUCACAUUGAAAGGAGGGGACUGUAUGACAUCCUUAGCAAAA